AUGCCUACUCUCGUCGUUCUUGGCGCCGGCCUGUCUGGCCUGCCUGUGGCGCAUCACGCUCUCAAGCACACGGCCGCCCAGGUCGAGGAUAUGAAGGUCAUUCUGGUGACGCCCAAUGCAGAGCACUACUGGAACAUGGCUUCCGUCCGAGGCGUCGUCCCCGGCCAGUUCGGCGACGACGUCCUCUUCUACCCCAUCGAGCCCGAGCUGGCCCAGUACCCGAAGGAGCGCUGGGAGCUCGUCCUCGGCAAGGCCGAGACCCUCAACGACGACAAGAACAACGUCGUCAUCGCCCUCAACGACGGCUCCCGCCGCACCAUCCCCUACGACGCCAUCGUCAUCGCCACCGGCACCCGCGCCAAGGAGGGCAUGCCGUGGAAGGAGGUCGGGACCACCGAGGAGACGAAGGAGUCCCUGCACGGCGUGCGAAAGCUGCUCGCGGAUGCCAAGAGCAUCGUCGUCGCCGGCGGCGGCGUCACGGGCGCGGAGACGGCCGGCGAGAUCGGCUUCGAGUACGCCCAAAAGGGCGGCAAGGACGUCUACUUCGUCUACAACGACACGCUACCGCUCAGCCCGCCGUUCGUCGACAACGUCCGCAGGGCGGCACUCAACGAGCUCACCAAGCUCAAGGUGAAGCCGAUCCCCGAGACCAAGGUCACCGCGGUCAAGACCGAGGCCAAUGGGCAAAAGACGCUCGAGCUCACGACCAAGGACGGCAAGAAGACGACCAUGACGACUGACGCGUACGUGCCCACCGUCGGCUCGAUCCCCAACAGCUCCUUCCUGCCGUCCAACAUGCUGGACGCGACGGGCCACGUCAACCAGGACGCCAGCCUGCGCGCGCCUGGACACGAUAACAUCUUUGUAGUCGGCGACGUCGGCAACCUGGAAGGGGAGUACGGCCGCAUCGCAGACUUGCAGACGCAGCAUGUCGUCAAGAGCAUCCAGGCGCACUUCACCGGCGCGGCGAGGCCGGCGGACUACGUCGCGGACCCCAAGGUCCUCGCGGGCAUCACCAUCGGCCGCAGCAGGGCGACGGGACAGAUGGGCACGUGGAAGCUGCCCAGCAUCGCCAUCUGGCUGUUCAAGGGGCGGUACAUCGGCACCGACUACGCUAAGCAGCUUGUCGAGGGGAAGCGGACGCUGCAGGCCAAGAACUGGUGA
Colletotrichum siamense is the source of this 1164-nucleotide messenger RNA. RefSeq names its product Oxidoreductase ptaL (gene ptaL-0). Gene Ontology annotation, molecular function: electron-transferring-flavoprotein dehydrogenase activity; flavin adenine dinucleotide binding. The record is from RefSeq and is a predicted model, not a curated record. NCBI's taxonomy places the organism in Eukaryota, Fungi, Ascomycota, Sordariomycetes, Glomerellales, Glomerellaceae. Gene Ontology annotation, cellular component: cytoplasm. Bases 1 to 1164 code for a protein of 387 amino acids. The transcript has 2 exons.